Molecule: messenger RNA, 981 nt
Organism: Punctularia strigosozonata HHB-11173 SS5
Lineage: Eukaryota; Fungi; Basidiomycota; Agaricomycetes; Corticiales; Punctulariaceae
Exons: 7
Coding region: 308-613 (101 amino acids)
Source: RefSeq, a predicted model, not a curated record
CUGUCACCGCUGUCGCGCUCAAGAGCUCUGGGCCGAUUCGCCUGCCAACGUCUCUGAAGCGAGAGGGAUCUGAGUUCGGACACCCGCCCCGCCAUGGCCUCGCCCACAAUGUCCGCGCCAGGCCUCUAGGCUCUCCACACGCCUCAUCCUCGCUCGAUAUCCUCGCACCAAAAGCUGGAUAAUCGCCUGCGCCGACGCAGCGUGCUCGCCAGCUAGAGACUACAGACGCUUCACGACGACCUGUGCGCGCGUCGACGUCCUCCUGCUCGUGCAUGCGCCCGCGUGAAGCGAUGUGCGGCGUUCCGCGAUGAGGACCCGAUCAUCGUCCAGAGGGAGCACGGAUGAGAAACACGGCCGCCUGGUGGAUUCAUGGCGCCCACAAUCGAGGCAAUGCCGGAACGCGAAGCCAUGCUUAUCCGUAUACAACACAAGCGCGUUGAAGAACGUCCGCAUCCCGGAACCCGUCGCGAUACCCUUUCCGCUCGCUGACGAAAGUAUUCAUACUCGUCGGAGGCCCGUGCUUCAUCAUGUCGAGCUCUUGGAAGAUUGCGUGGGGCGAAUCGUGCUUCGAGAUGCUUUUCAUCAGUGUGGAGGGAUCGUACCCCUCUCGUAAUCAACCAGGUUCAGUUAGCAUCCCGAUGGGGAUGGCGGCUCUCAAAUAUCGAAUGGUUGACAGUUAGCGACGGCGAUGCGUGGAAAUCGUGCGCAGUAAAUCUCGACUACGUGGCGAGCUGGAACACGCCGGCGAACGUACGCUUCGCCUGCCCUGUCGAACCUCGCACAUCCCCUCGUUUAAUCAGGCUCUUCCGGACCCAACAUGGGCCCCCAUGUGCUCUCCUGCACGUCCUGACCGUAACUCGAGGACGUGCCGGGCCAAAGCCUCUUCCCUCUUCCUCAAUCGCAGAUCCAUCCGCUCCCGCGUUUCGAAUGCAAUUGACGCCGGUGUCGACCACCAACUCCAACUGGCUGCCAUCAUUCGAA